Messenger RNA from Peniophora sp. CBMAI 1063, 1359 nucleotides. The record is from the annotation of a GenBank genome assembly. NCBI's taxonomy places the organism in Eukaryota, Fungi, Basidiomycota, Agaricomycetes, Russulales, Peniophoraceae.
AUGUUCCCGACUACGGCUCUCAUCUCGCUCACCCUCGCCGCUGUGGCGUACGCCCAGCAGGCCGGCACGCUCACCGCCGAGACGCACCCCAAGCUCUCGGUCUCGACCUGCACGUCCUCCGGCUCCUGCACGGCUUCCACCCAGUCGGUUGUCCUCGACGCCAACUGGCGCUGGGUCCACUCGACCUCGGGCGCGACGAACUGCUACACCGGCAACACUUGGGACGCCUCGCUUUGCCCGGACGACGCGACUUGCGCCUCCAACUGCGCGCUCGACGGCGCGGACUACUCUGGCACCUACGGUAUCACCGCUUCCGGCAAUGCGCUCACGCUCCAGUUCAAGACCGGCUCGAACGUCGGCUCGCGUGUCUACCUCAUGGACUCGUCGGACUCCAAGUACCAGACCUUCAACUUGAAGAACCAGGAGUUCACCUUCACGGUCGACAUGUCGCAGCUCCCCUGCGGUCUCAACGGCGCCGUCUACUUCUCCCAGAUGGACGCUGAUGGUGGUGUUGGCCGCUUCCCGACCAACAAGGCUGGUGCCAAGUACGGUACCGGUUACUGCGACUCUCAGUGCCCGCAGGACAUCAAGUUCAUCAGCGGCAAGGCGAACGUCGAGGGAUGGGCCGCGUCCUCGAACAACGCCAACACUGGCACUGGUACCUACGGCACUUGCUGCACGGAGAUGGACAUCUGGGAGGGCAACAGCAUGGGUGAGGCCUACACUCCUCACGUCUGCUCCGUGACCGAGCAGACCGCCUGCACUGGCGACGACUGCGGUAACAGCAGCGACAACCGCUACGACUCGCUCUGCGACAAGGACGGCUGCGACUUCAACUCCUUCCGCAUGGGCGACAAGUCCUUCCUCGGCCCCGGCCUCACCGUCGACACCACCAAGCCCAUCACCGUCGUCACGCAGUUCAUCACCUCGGACAACACCGCCAGCGGCGACCUCACCGAGAUCCGCCGCAUCUACGUCCAGAACGGCCAGCAGAUCGCCAACUCCAACUCGACCAUCUCCGGCGUCUCCGGCAACUCGAUCACCGACGACUUCUGCAACGACCAGAAGACAGCGUUCGGCGACGAGAACCAGUUCGAGGCCAAGGGCGGACUCAAGACGAUGGGCGACGCGUUCGAGGCGGGCAUGGUCCUCGUUCUCUCGCUCUGGGACGACUACGCCGUCAACAUGCUCUGGCUCGACAGCGACUACCCGACGACCGAGCCUGCCACCCAGCCCGGUAUUGCCCGCGGUAACUGCUCCACCUCCAGCGGUGUCCCCGCCGAUGUCGAGUCGCAGAGCGGCAGCGCAAAGGUUAUCUACUCCGACAUCAGGACCGGCCCGAUCGGCUCGACUUUCUAA